Molecule: messenger RNA, 756 nt
Organism: Spodoptera frugiperda (fall armyworm)
Lineage: Eukaryota; Metazoa; Arthropoda; Insecta; Lepidoptera; Noctuidae
Exons: 2
Coding region: 169-585 (138 amino acids)
Source: RefSeq, a predicted model, not a curated record
UGACCACUCUCUACUGUCAAUGUCAUACGUUAAACUUGUCAAAAUGGUCUACAGUAUUAUGACACUACGAAUUUAUUUUACUUUGAUAACCUAACCUAUUAGAAAACGGCAGAGUAUAAAUUACAUUAUUUUACAAAUAAGAUGAUGUAAAAGUGUAUUUCUAUUACAAUGUAUAGAAAUACGGCAAAGCUUUUAAGAAACUUCGGCCGUAACUUCAGGGCGAAUAGAUCAUUCAGUAAUAAAGUUGAAGCAAGCGAAAAUGAGCCUAUCAAAUUUUCUACUAGCCAAGCUUCACGAAAGUCAGCCAGACCUUUAGUUAAAAGGGUAGAUAUAGACAUGCCGUGGUACCAGCCUUUUUCUGUAGUCGGUAGUGUUGCAGUAUUCUUAAUAUACUUCUGUGUGCUACGGGAAGAAAAUGAUUUAGAUCUUGAAUUUGAUAAAACACUUUAUGACAGAAUAAAGGGUCUAGAAAAAGAACAACUUUUGCAAUCAUAUAGAUUCAACAAGGAACAUGGCAAAAGUGUUGAUGAUAUAGAAAGGAGACUUAAAGAAUUAGAAGAAAAAGAAAACAAAGUUGCUGUGUAAGUGAAGUUGUAAUAUUAUUAAAAUUACAUAGAUGGUACUUGACUUGAUUAUUUAAAUGUAGUUAUCAUUUCAAUAAAUUAUUAUUUAACAUAGGUAGUUUUGUGUCUAAUUAAUUGUGUAGGGAAGCUCUAUACAUAGACCACUAGGUAAAUAAACAAUUCUGAAAUAUCA